AUGUGGCGUAAUGAGAUGCAGAAGCCUACGACCCAACAUGUUUCACCUGAAUUAUUGAAGAGUUUUGACCCAGACCGUACUCGAUUGUUGUACAUGAAAGUAGAAGGAAACUAUUCUGAUGAACAACGAGAGACAGUUGUUCGUUAUCUCUACAGCAAACUAAAAGAUGAAGAUUGGUUGACAAUGCGAACUUAUCCGACCUGUCUGUUCUAUUUGAGAGAUAAUGGUGUUCCAGAUGAAGAUCUCAACUUAAGAGUACAGACCAUAAUAAGGAAUAUGCCCUUUACACUUCUAUGUUACCGAAGACGUUUCCCUGUUGAUAGACAAAACAUUGAAUUUAUUAUCCUACAAUCAACGCAUUCAACCUUCAGGAGCACAAUGUACAUCGUUUGUGAAGCGAUGUCGAAGUUCAAUGUUGAAAAACAUGUACCCGUCAUAAUCUUUUUCCUUAUAAUUCUUUAUAUACUCGUUCUGUGUCAAAUGAGCAAAUGA
Molecule: messenger RNA, 492 nt
Organism: Auanema sp. JU1783
Lineage: Eukaryota; Metazoa; Nematoda; Chromadorea; Rhabditida; Rhabditidae
Source: the annotation of a GenBank genome assembly